This is a messenger RNA of Hyla sarda, 2599 nucleotides long. RefSeq names its product cell cycle associated protein 1 (gene CAPRIN1). The transcript has 20 exons. The record is from RefSeq and is a predicted model, not a curated record. The coding region runs from base 156 to 2273 and encodes 705 amino acids. Gene Ontology annotation, molecular function: RNA binding. Lineage: Eukaryota; Metazoa; Chordata; Amphibia; Anura; Hylidae. Gene Ontology annotation, cellular component: cytoplasm.
GGAUUAGGCCCCCAGCUGUGUAAAUCCCUCCGCUUCCUGUCUUUCGGCCUCGUUAGCUUGGUGAGGCUGCAGUGGCGGCGGCGACUCCUCUCUCAACAUCACACCGCGACCAGCGCUCAGGCCCCGUGACCGACACACCGCGGAGACCCUGAAAGAUGCCCUCAGCCACAAGCAGCAAGGCCGUGCCGGGCUCCGGCGAGGCAACAGCGACUGGUACUGGGAGCGUACAGAGUGAGGCCAUGAAACAGAUCCUGGUGGUCCUCGAUAAGAAGAUCCGGAACCUCGAAAAGAAGAAGGGCAAAUUGGACGACUACCAGGACCGAAUGAAUAAAGGAGAGCGACUGAAUCAGGACCAACUGGAUGCGGUGGCGAAAUACCAAGAGGUUGUAACAAACAUGGAAUUUGCUCGUGAGCUUCAAAGAAGUUUCAUGGCUUUGGGGCAAGAUAUUCAGAAAACAAUCAAAAAGACUGCUCGUCGUGAGCAGCUCAUGCGUGAAGAAGCGGAACAGAAACGGUUAAGAACAGUGCUAGAGCUCCAGUUCAUCUUGGAUAAGCUUGGAGACGAGGAAGUCCGCAAUGACUUGAAGCAAGGUUUAAAUGGCGUCCCUGUGUUGUCUGAAGAAGAACUUUCUGUAUUGGACGAGUUUUACAAACUGGUUGAACCUGAUCGGGACCCAACUGUAAGGUUGAGUGAGCAGUAUGACCAGGCUUCCAUUCACCUGUGGGAUGUCCUUGAAGGAAAAGACAAGUCUGUCUGUGGAACCACAUAUAAAGCCCUGCGUGAACUGCUGGAUCGUAUCCUUCAGAGCGGAUAUUUUGAUAGCCCCCAGAAUCACCAGAAUGGGCUCUGCGAGGAGGAAGAAGCCCUUGCAGCGCCGCCUGCAGAAGAACAAGCGCCCGAGCUCGAACCCGAACCCGUGGAGGAAUAUGCUGAGCCCACUGAAGUAGAGUCCACUGAGUUUGUGAACAGACAGUUCAUGACAGAAACCCAGUUCAGCAAUGAGAAGGAACAGGUUGAUGACUGGACAGUAGAAACUGUUGAAGUUGUGAACUCACUUCAGCAACAGCAGGCGGCAUCCCCUCCCAAUCCUGAGCCCCUUCAGCUAAAUGCUAUCCCUCAAGUUCAGCCUGAUCCUAUUGUCCGACGGCAGAGGGUUCAGGAUCUGAUGGCCCAAAUGCAAGGUCCAUACAAUUUCAUGCAGGACUCUAUGUUGGACUUUGAUAACCAACCAAUUGACCCAGCCAUUGUAUCUGCACAACCUAUGAAUCCAGCUCAAAGCUUGGAUCUGCCACAGAUGGUUUGUCAGCCAGUUCACUCUGAGCCCAGGCUAUCUCAGCCCAGCCAAGGUCCAGAUAGCACACAGGUUACAAUGGUAUCUUCCACUAGUGAAGGCUAUGCUGGCUCUGCACAGAUGUACCAAACUCCUCAUCCCACAGAACAGCGGUCCCAAAAGGAUGCCAUGGAACAAAUCCAGGCAUCUUUAACCUUAAGUACAGAUCCAACGCAGACUUCCUCGUCACUUCCUGCUGCUUCCCAACCUCAGGUGUUUCAGACUGGGUCCAACAAGCCUCUGCAUAGCAGUGGUAUCAAUGUGAAUGCUGCUCCAUUCCAGUCCAUGCAGACUGUGUUCCUGCCUGGAGUCCUGCUUUCAGAUGGUCUCCUGCAGCAGCCUGCCAUAGACAAAAGUCCUGAAAUGCAGGUAUUUAAUAUGAAUGCACCUGUCCCCCCUGUGAAUGAAGCAGAAACGCUGAAACAGAACCAGUACCAAACCAGUUACAACCAAUCUUUCCCUGGCCAGCCUCUUCAAGUGGAACAAUCUGAUCUUCAACAAGAGCAGCUACAAACAGUGGUAAACCCUUACCAUUCAUCGGACCAGUCUCACCAAGCUUCUGCCGGGCAUCAGCAGGCACAACAGCAAAAUACCGGAUUUCCUCGCAACAACCAACCCUUCUAUAACAACCGAGGGAUGCCCCGUGGUGGACAGCGUGGCAGUAGGGGCUUGAUGAAUGGUUACAGAGGGCCAUCUAAUGGCUUCAGAGGAGGUUAUGAUGGUUACCGCCCCGCCUUCUCCAACACUCCGAACACCGGUUAUUCGCAGCCACAAUUUAAUGCUCCCCGGGAUUAUACCAACAACUACCAGCGGGAUGGCUACCAACAAAACUUUAAGCGUGGCACUGGACAAGGAGGUCCUCGGGGCGCUCCUCGAGGUCGCGGAGGGCCCCCAAGACCUAGCGGAGGGAUGCCACAAAUGACCAGUCAGCAAGUCAAUUAACCCCAUUGGAAGGAGGCCUUUGCACACCAGUUGGUGUCUGUUGCAAGAAGUUACAUUUUUGUUUUAUAUUUCUUAUUCCUCCUCCCCUAUUGCCCUCUUCUUCUUUGCCAGGAAAUCCCUUUUUAGGGGAGGUUUUACUUGUUUUUACUGUUGCCUGGUUUGGGCCGAGACUACUCUCAGCUUUACAAUAACUGGAUAUGCAAACAAUCCAUAUGCUGCACCAUCUUCCUGUAUGUCAGUGAUCGCUUGGCGCUUAACUGGCUCUGAAGGACAAAUUCUCUUUAAAAAAUUUUUUUUUUUGGGGUAAUGUAGCCACUUUUCGGGGG